Messenger RNA from Durio zibethinus, 2144 nucleotides. RefSeq lists its product as uncharacterized. The record is from RefSeq and is a predicted model, not a curated record. NCBI's taxonomy places the organism in Eukaryota, Viridiplantae, Streptophyta, Magnoliopsida, Malvales, Malvaceae.
CAAUGAGACACCUGCUUGUCCUAUUAACUUUCAGUCUUGACAUGGAAGAACAAAUAAUGAUUCAAAGAUUUAAAACUUCAAAAGCAUGAGACCAAACAGUUCCUUCCAAUUAUGAUCAAACAACAUGAAAGUCUUGAAAACAGUUUAAUCUAAGCUCAGAAUGGGGUCCCACCUAUCUUGAUAUGGAUUCCAUGUGGUUAAUUCAAACUCAAAUAAGAGUCCACUAGGCUUUAAAGACAUGGCAUCAAUCAAGGGUCCCACUUGUAACAUAUAGAUUUGAUUUGAACUUUUAAUCAAACGAAUCAAGUGGCAAAAGCCUUGACAGAUUCUGAUUGUGAAAAUUUUAAAGAGCCCGACUAUCCUACACACAAGAACACCUCAAAGCAGGAAAAACGGUGAAAGGAAGCUGCGCAACCUAGGACUAGUUUCAGGCCGGUUAUUGGUCUUGUUGCUAAAAUUGUCUAUCUUCCAAGAUUCAAAAUUUUCACUGAUCUCACUCUUCUAAGAAAAACCGAGAUUGAGAAUUCUCGUUUUGGUUCCAUGUAUGUUGUUUUUCUCAUUGGCCCUGGUUGCCAUACCCUGUGGGUUAUCAUUUCAGUUUGAACUUCAAAGUUGAUUACGGCAUCUGGUGUAUUAAUCUUUUGUUGGGUUUCAAAUUAUAUCUUUGUAAAAGUAGACUAAGAAGAUCUUGAGCAUAAUGGGAGUUCCCUUACGGAGUUGUAAUGUAAGGAAACCAAAUGAAACAAUGAGGCUUAUUAUAACAACUUUUGCUGGAAUUAUUUUUGGCUUCUUUAUAGGGGUAUCCUUUCCAACGCUGUCAUUGACUAAGAUGAAUCUCCCAUCCAGCCUAUUCCCUUCCAUUGAUCUUACAUAUAUUGAGGACAAAUAUUCGGGCCUUUCAACCCAAGCACUAUUUAAUGCUUUGAACUCUCUCAAGGCUAAUAAGGUCGUCUCAAUGCCAUCUUACAAAAACAAUGAGACAAAGAUAUGGAUUCCAACAAAUCCACGGGGUGCUGAAAGACUUCCCCCUGGUAUAAUUGCAUCUGAGUCAGAUUUCUAUCUCCGUCGAUUAUGGGGUCAGCCAAGUGAGGACUUAACUGUCAAACCGAAGUAUCUUGUAACUUUUACUGUUGGUUAUAAUCAGAAAAACAAUAUUGAUGCUGCUGUGAAAAAGUUUUCAGAGAACUUCACAAUUGUGUUGUUUCAUUAUGAUGGUCUAACCACUGAAUGGGAUGAGUUUGAGUGGUCAAAACGAGCUAUUCACGUGAGUGUUCGAAAGCAGACUAAAUGGUGGUAUGCGAAGCGCUUUUUGCACCCUGACAUUGUUGCACCAUAUGACUACAUUUUUAUGUGGGAUGAGGAUCUUGGGGUGGAGCACUUUGAUGCAGAGGAAUACAUAAAACUUGUCAGAAAACAUGGUUUAGAAAUAUCCCAGCCAGGUUUAGAUCCAAACAGUGGUGGGCUGACAUGGGCAAUGACAAGGAAGAGAGACAACACUGAAGUUCACAAGGAUACUGAGGAAAGACCUGGCUGGUGUACUGAUCCACGUUUGCCUCCAUGUGCAGCAUUUGUUGAGAUCAUGGCUACUGUGUUUUCUCGGGAUGCAUGGCGGUGUGUUUGGCAUAUGAUUCAGAAUGAUUUGGUUCACGGAUGGGGUCUGGAUUUCUCUCUUAGGAAAUGUGUCGAGCCUCCUCAUGAGAAAAUAGGGGUUGUAGAUGCUCAGUGGAUUGUACAUCAAAGUAUUCCUUCUCUUGGGGACCAGGGCCAAGCUGAGGGUGGAAAGGCACCAUGGGAAGUGGUGAGGGAAAGGUGUAGGAAAGAAUGGACUAUGUUCCAAGAUCGGAUGACCAAUGCUGAGAAAGCAUACUAUGAAGCAAUGGGAAUGAAACCUUCCAAUUUAACAGCACAUUAAUGGCUAUGGUAUUAACACCGGCCAUUAGAGUUGUAAAAGUUGCUUCUAGAUGCGAUGGCAACUUCUAUUUUUGUUGAGAAAAAAAGGUGACUCGGUCCUAUUAGCAGAUAUAAUGUACUUGUAGAAGUCACAUUCAUGUUCAGUACAGUUCUAUCAAUGUUAAUAUUAUAUUUUUGGGUAAUUUUAUUCAUAAUGUUUUCAUCUUCUUCAUUGGUUUACUUGCCAAGGUGUU